CUGUUUACUAGUUCAGACACUUUCUGUCAGUGUUGUUGUCUGUUUAUAAGUUCAGACAAUUUCUGUCAGUGUUGUUGUCUGUUUACAAAUUCAGACAAUUUCUAUCAGUGUUGUUGGUUGUUUACACAUUCAGACAAUUUUUGUCAGUGUUGUUGUCUGUUUACAAGUUUAGACAAUUUCUGUCAGUGUUGUUGUCUGUUUACAAGUUCAGAAACUUUCUGUCAGUGUUGUUGUCUGUUAACAAGAUCAGACGCUUUCUAUCAGUGUUUUUGUCUGUUUACAAAUUCAGACAAUUUCUGUCAGUGUUGUCUGUUUACAAGUUCAGACAAUUUCUUGUUGUUUGUUAUUAACAAGUUCAGACUCUUUCUGUUACAGUUUUUGAUUGUUUAUGAGUUCAGAUUCUUUCUGUUACAGUUUUUGAUUGUUUAUAAGUUCAGAUUCUUUCUGUUACAGUUUUUGAUUGUUAAUGAGUUCAGAUUAUUUCUGUUACUGUUUUUGAUUGUUAAUGAGUUCAGAUUCUUUCUGUUACAGUUUUUGAUUGUUUAUGAGUUCAGAUUCUUUCUGUUACAGUUUUUGAUUGUUUAUGAGUUAAGAUUCUUUCUGUUACAGUUUUUGAUUGUUUAUGAGUUGACUAGCUCAGACACUUAUAUGGUUUUGAGUUCAGAUACUUGCUGUUACCUAAAUUGA
Messenger RNA from Lottia gigantea (owl limpet), 687 nucleotides. RefSeq lists its product as hypothetical. The transcript is spliced from 2 exons. The annotation marks the transcript as partial. NCBI's taxonomy places the organism in Eukaryota, Metazoa, Mollusca, Gastropoda, Lottiidae. The record is from RefSeq and is a predicted model, not a curated record.